This is a messenger RNA of Dothidotthia symphoricarpi CBS 119687, 552 nucleotides long. Its product is annotated as 60S ribosomal protein L17. The record is from RefSeq and is a predicted model, not a curated record. NCBI's taxonomy places the organism in Eukaryota, Fungi, Ascomycota, Dothideomycetes, Pleosporales, Dothidotthiaceae. Gene Ontology annotation, cellular component: ribosome; cytosolic large ribosomal subunit. Gene Ontology annotation, molecular function: structural constituent of ribosome. Gene Ontology annotation, biological process: cytoplasmic translation. The transcript has 3 exons. The annotation marks the transcript as partial.
CAGGUGCGAUACGCUGCAACCUCCCUCGACAACGCGAAGAGCGCCCGCGCCCGUGGCAGCUACCUCCGUGUCUCGUACAAGAACACGCGCGAGACGGCCCAGGCCAUCAACGGCUGGAAGCUCGAGCGCGCCCUGACGUACCUCGGCAAUGUUCUGGAGCACAAGGAGGCCGUCCCCAUGAGGCGGUACGCCGGCGGCACUGGACGCACUGCACAGGGCAAGGCUCUCGGUGUCUCGCGCGCCCGCUGGCCCGUCAAGUCGGCUGAGAUCCUGCUCGGCCUCCUCAAGAACGCAGAGGCCAACGCCGACACCAAGGGCCUCGACACGGCCAACUUGGUCGUCAAGCACAUCCAGGUCAACCAGGCCCCCAAGCAGCGCAGGCGCACUUACCGUGCCCACGGUCGUAUCAACCCGUACAUGUCCAACCCCUCCCACAUCGAGCUCAUCCUCGCCGAGGGUGCCGAGGUCGUCCAGAAGGCCCCCGCUGUCGAGCGCCGAUUGAACUCGAGGCAGCGUGGCCGCGAGGUCCGCAAGGCCAUCACCGCUGCGUAG